Molecule: messenger RNA, 548 nt
Organism: Rubroshorea leprosula
Lineage: Eukaryota; Viridiplantae; Streptophyta; Magnoliopsida; Malvales; Dipterocarpaceae
Source: the annotation of a GenBank genome assembly
AGCUCUGAGAUCCGAAAAAAGAAAUAAAGAAAUGACUAAUAAUCUCCUUGCAAUGCAAGCAGAAGGGACGGAUCAGGAAGCAGAAGCAGAAGCAGCAGCAAUACUCCUUGCAAUGCAAGCAGCACCGGCAGUCAAUAUUCGCACAUUUCCGAUUCUCCCAGAGGCUCGGGAGCCUGAUAACUUGUCCUCUGUUGCUAGAAGGGCUGCCGUUAAAGAGUCUCGAAGAGUUCCUCAUAACUUAAUAUUCCGCGAGGGGUGGGGCGCCAGAAGACCUCGUUCUGCUAUUGCAAAGUGGGGCACAAAAAAACCUCGUUCUGGACCUGUUAUUGCAAAGUGGGACACAAAAAAAAAUGUGUUCUAUUAUAAUAAAUAAAUCUCAAAGCACCACAACUCAAUAAAUUAGGUUCAGAUCAUGUAGCAGAAGUUGUUCCAAUUAUGUAAGAAGUCAAGCGUUCGAAUUCCAUAGCUCUGGUGGCAAAGGAGUUGUCAAAAGCUGAGGAGGUCUUGUGUUCGAAACCCACCAGCAGCAAUAAACCUCCCAAAAUUUG